Molecule: messenger RNA, 1371 nt
Organism: Austrofundulus limnaeus
Lineage: Eukaryota; Metazoa; Chordata; Actinopteri; Cyprinodontiformes; Rivulidae
Gene: cldn26
Product: claudin 26
Exons: 1
Coding region: 332-1009 (225 amino acids)
Cellular component (GO): bicellular tight junction; membrane
Molecular function (GO): structural molecule activity
Source: RefSeq, a predicted model, not a curated record
CUGUGAGUGUCUGUGAGAGUUCCUAUGGGUGUCAUUUAAGUUAAAAUUUGCACACACAGUCUGGAAUCUCAUGUAUUUGGUUUCAUUUAAAAACAGAGUUCAAUAUUCUGUGUGAUGACAUUGAACGCUGAGAGCAAACAGUGGGUCUUUUGUUGAGGUGCAGUCGAGGAUUAUCUCCGUCUUAUCAGGGGCGUUUUAUUAGGGAGGCUGGAGAAGUGGGGCCUUUUCCAGCAGCUGGGCYGGGCCACACAGUCACACUGGAUCUCUUACACUGUUAACUCAAACCUGAAGAGCAGAAUCACGCCACAGACUUAUUGCACGGAAGCUGAAGAUGGUUUUCCUCACGACGAAGAUGAUGCAAAGGACUGCGCUCUUUGUGACAUUUGGGAGCUUUGUCACAUCUCUGGUCACCACCUUUCUGCCCCUGUGGAAAACCAUGAACUCUGACCUGAACGAGGUGGAGAACUGGUUCUCUGGGCUGUGGCUCACCUGCCUUUACACGGAUGAGAGAGGAAUUCAGUGCAAAGCCUAUGACUCGGUUCUGGGACUGCCGGUGGACCUGCAGAUCUCCAGGGUCCUCAUGUUAAUAUCUAUAGGCACUGGAGCUUUUGCUCAGUUGGCUGCCUUCCCUGGUCUGGAAGGGGUUGGGAUGUUUGUGGGUCAACCUGGUGUCAAAAGAGGGCUCCUUAUWUUCAGCGGAAUCCUGACCUGGGUAUCAGGACUCACUACUCUGGCCCCUGUGUCCAUUGUGGCGUACACGACUGUGGUGGAGUUCUGGGAUGAAGGUUUUCCUGAUGCCAUGCCUCGGUGGGAGAUUGGCGAGGCGAUGUUCUCGGGAUGGUUUGGAGGAUUGGGACUGGUCAUCGGAGGGACCCUGUUCUUUGUGGCUGUGUGCAUGGGGGACUACGACUUGAGACCACCAAGCGUGGGACACUACGACCCGAGACCACCAARCAGCACUCAUGUGAAGUACAGGUCAAAGCACUACCUGAAGACGGAGGUUUUAUAGCUUCUCGUUAUGUUUCUGCACAACUGGGUUGUUCAAAUUAAAACAAGUUUGAACAACUUUGUAAAAAAAAAAAGAGAGAAAAAAACUACAAAAAGAACUUUGAAGGACAGGACUUUUUAUUUCCUACAUUUGUUACUGCAAGUUAAACUUUCCUUUUUUUAACUGAAAUAUUGUGAUGUGAUGAAAGUGCAUCAGAAACUGCUAUUUUUUAUUUUUCAUAUUUUUUGUAAGCAGMUCAGAAUGACUGAGCUGAAAUGUGUCACCACCAGCUUCUCAAUCACAUUUUAAAUAAAACUAUAAACCAUUGGCUUUUCAAAUCUGUGUGCUGAUGUAAUUUUUUUAAAAGAAAAACUCAUCCUCUC